Manis javanica (Malayan pangolin) is the source of this 1918-nucleotide messenger RNA. RefSeq names its product G protein subunit alpha 15 (gene GNA15). Lineage: Eukaryota; Metazoa; Chordata; Mammalia; Pholidota; Manidae. Gene Ontology annotation, molecular function: G protein-coupled receptor binding; guanyl nucleotide binding; G-protein beta/gamma-subunit complex binding. Gene Ontology annotation, biological process: phospholipase C-activating dopamine receptor signaling pathway; adenylate cyclase-modulating G protein-coupled receptor signaling pathway. The record is from RefSeq and is a predicted model, not a curated record. Gene Ontology annotation, cellular component: cytoplasm; heterotrimeric G-protein complex.
GGGGGGCGCCCCCACGAAGAGGGCGGCCCCUGCGCGCCCGCUGCCAGCACCGGCCCGCCUGGCGGGCGCCCUCCGCAGGGGCGCCGGGGGGCCAUGCGGCCUGGCGCCCUCUGAGGCCCGCAGCAUGGCCCGCGCGCUGACCUGGCGCUGCUGCCCCUGGUGCCUGACCGAGGACGAGAAGGCGGCGGCCCGGAUCGACCAGGAGAUCAACAGGAUCCUCUUGGAGCAGAAGAAGCGGGACCGCGGGGAGCUCAAGCUGCUGCUGCUGGGCCCCGGGGAGAGCGGGAAGAGCACGUUCAUCAAACAGAUGCGGAUCAUUCACGGGGCAGGCUACUCGGAGGAGGACCGCAAGGGCUUCCGACCCCUGGUCUAUCAAAACAUCUUCGUGUGCAUGCGAGCCUUGAUUGAGGCCAUGGACCGGCUGCAGAUCCCCUUCGGCAGGCCCGAGAGCAAGCACCACGCCAGCCUGGUCAUGAGCCAGGACCCCUACAAAGUGACCACUUUCGAGAAGCGCUACGCCGUGGCCAUGCAGUGGCUGUGGAGGGACGCCGGCAUCCGGGCCUGCUACGAGCGCCGGCGGGAGUUCCACCUGCUGGACUCGGCGGUCUACUAUCUGUCCCACCUGGAGCGUAUCACCGAGGAGGGAUAUGUCCCCACGGCACAGGAUGUGCUCCGCAGCCGCAUGCCCACCACCGGCAUCAAUGAAUACUGCUUCUCCGUGCAGAAAACCAACCUGCGGAUUGUGGAUGUCGGGGGCCAGAAGUCAGAGCGCAAGAAGUGGAUCCAUUGCUUCGAAAACGUGAUUGCCCUCAUCUACCUGGCCUCGCUGAGCGAAUAUGACCAGUGUCUGGAGGAAAACAACAAGGAGAACCGAAUGAAGGAAAGCCUGGCUCUGUUUGGCACCAUCCUGGAACUUCCCUGGUUCAAAAGCACGUCUGUCAUCCUCUUCCUCAACAAAACCGACAUCCUGGAAGAGAAGAUCUCCACCUCCCACCUGGCUACCUACUUCCCCAGUUUCCAGGGCCCCAGGCAGGACGCCGAGGCAGCCAAGAGGUUCGUCCUGGACAUGUACACGCGCAUGUACGCUGGCGGCGCGGACGGCGCGGACGGGGGCAGGAAGGUCCCGCGCUCCCGGCGCCUCUUCAGCCACUACACGUGCGCCACGGACACGCAGAACAUCCGCAAGGUCUUCAAGGACGUGCGGGACUCGGUGCUGGCCCGCUAUCUGGACGAGAUCAACCUGCUGUAACCUGGGCCCGCCGCCCCGGGCGCGGACCCACGCGCGGCCUCGCGGCGCCCCAGCUCCAGGCCCAGCUGACGAGUCGGGGCUUGGGGGGCCGGUCGGCGCGCCCCCCCUUCCAUGCCGCUCUGCUCUUCUCCAGGACAGACCCUGGGUUUGCCUUCCGUGACUCAGUUUACCCCCUCGGAAACAGAGCGCAGUGGCCAGUGGGGAUGGAGGGGGGAGGGAAGGGCCCGGGUGGGCGGGGUGCGUGGGACCCUCUCGGGAGCCGCACGCCUGACCACGGCCCCCCCUGGACAAGGGCCCGGGAGCCCCUGGGAGCGAGGCGCCAGCCCCGGGAGGAGGGCAGUGGUCCUCCAGGCUGAGGGUCGGGCUCUGGCGCCCCCUGGCGGGCAGAAGGCGGCAUCUCCCAGCCUGCGGUCUGGGCCGCCCAGGGACCCACCUUUCCUUGGAGGAGAGACCCCUGGAAAAGGCUGUCCCCUUUCAGAGUCUUGCGGCUCCAAGUGUGUCCUGCUCCGGUUUGCAGACGAGGGGAGCGGAGGCCCGCGGACAUCCCCUCUUCUUCCCCGGCUGGGGGCCGAGGCAUCUUCACAACCUUCUGUAUUUAUUCCUUCACCUUCUGUGGGGCCCCUUGGGGGGGGGGGCUGGCAAUUAAAGAAAUGACAUUCUGGAGACCUA